Molecule: messenger RNA, 1978 nt
Organism: Pecten maximus
Lineage: Eukaryota; Metazoa; Mollusca; Bivalvia; Pectinida; Pectinidae
Exons: 3
Coding region: 233-1402 (389 amino acids)
Cellular component (GO): plasma membrane
Source: RefSeq, a predicted model, not a curated record
GCUUCGCUGUAAUAUACGGGGUAGUUACGUGGGAAGAUGGACGCUUAAACGUUAACAGUGUUGACAUCAUAGUUCCGUCAUUAUCUGUUACCCGGAUGGACAUAACGGCUAACGGGCCAUCAGCAAACUUCUCUGUUCACACAGAGUGAAAAGUAUUGGAUUAUCAGGUCUUCUAAAGGAAGGUUGAAGACUUUUCAUCCUCUACCAGACGUUUGAGAACUUUCUGUCGGCCAUGGCUGCUUCAGUACUGGUGUUGUUGAUUGUCGGUGUCACCGUGACGCUUGCGGUAGAUCCUCAGGGAUGUACCUACGAUUCUACUCUCAAAGAGUAUACGUGCAAUGCCCGCAGCUGGUCGCCCCCUCUAGUGUACUCAGACUUCGACAAUGUACCACAGGUACUUAAACUGAUUGAAAUUGACGGAGCGCUUUCUUACACGGGUCCAGCUACAUUUAGUGGAUUCGAAAAUGUAAACACGGCAUUGUUUGAUGGUAACAUCGUGCCCGCUCUUCACAUACGAUGUGUCUCCGGCGGGUCGCUCAUCAUGUAUAACGGGACUUUUGCCAAUAUGGAUUGGGUGAAAGAGCUCCGGAUCUUUGAUUGUAUGAUCCUUUCAAUCCCUGAUGAUGUUUUCAGCAGUUUUGGGACCCUGAAUUAUUUCAGCAUUGAUGGAGGUUCUAUCAGCAACAUGGGAUUCAACUGUUUCAACGGGGUCAACAUAGAGAGAAUGAACAGCGUCCCGGAACCGCUCGGUAUGUUAGCUCUUCGGAACACCCAGAUAACAUCCGGUGGUCUUGCAAAUGGCGUACUGUAUUCGCUGGCUAAUGUUUCCACGAUAAUCCUAGACAACAUCCACGUGCGAGUGAUCCAGAAGGACAUGUUCCAGGCUUCCACCAAGGUCACACAUAUCUCAAUGAAGAAUAAUCCCUUCAUCGCCCUCCCCGCAGACAUGUUUGAUAAAACUACCUCCCUGACGACCCUUGAAAUCUCCGGGAUAGAUUGGGUCUGCACCUGCCCGAACCUGUGGAUCUGGAGUUUCCUAUCCACACACAACGUUUCCCUGACCGGAGACAUCGUGUGUGCAAGCCCCACGGCUAAUUUAAGAGCUGCCGAGUACUACAAACAGCAAUGUGAUACAACAUCAGCCUGCGGGGACGACACGGGUGUUGUCAUUGGUACCUACUGUUACGUCAUUUCCGAUAUCGUGUUCCACGGGGUACUGUUGAUUACAUUUAUCAUCGCUCUGAUAGCCUUCGCCAUGACCGUCCACCUCAAACGGCAGACAGGCGACCAGAAACCAGGCGGCAGACCGAAAAGGGGUGACCGGAAAGCGAGCGGAAGUACCUGGAAAAAGGUUGGCGGAUCCAAGAAAGGCGAACCCAGGAAAGGCGAAUCGAUGGCUUAACGCACACUUUGCUCGAGUGGUAUCAAACUUUCAAACAUUUUUCGUGGGCAGGAGGUUCUGUCUUCAAUUAUUCAAUUGAAUGCUUUUAAGACUGGCAAGCACAAUGAAUUUAAUUCUAAGUAAUGGCAUAUAAAAACGAAACAGUUUUUUUUUAAUGGAUCUCAGUUGUUCAUUAAACGUACGGCAGAAAGAACUACAUUUCUUUGCGGCUUUAUCAAAACUUUGAAUGUGAAUACAGUGAACAAGUUAUUGAUUUUUUUCCUACACACUUUAACAUCGGUCGGACGAUAAAAAGAUAUGGUGUUUCAUGUUCAUGAAUCCGGAAACGUGUUAUGUUAAAUCAAACACGUUUUUAGUAUGUUACAAUAAUACUGACAUGCCUCCACACUCUGUCCCUCCAGCCUUCGCCCAAAUAGGUCCUUCGUUAUACUUUGUUAAUGACAUUAAGUCAAUUGGCUGAUGUUACGAAAUGAGCGAAAUGCUCACGUGAGAUAUUUAUUCCGCACUAAUGCCAAAUUGUUUAAAAAAUCGAAUAAGAUUAUCAUUAUCAUUUAAUAAAAUCGCAAAGUUUCUUUA